Molecule: messenger RNA, 3672 nt
Organism: Aspergillus versicolor CBS 583.65
Lineage: Eukaryota; Fungi; Ascomycota; Eurotiomycetes; Eurotiales; Aspergillaceae
Exons: 1
Coding region: 117-3392 (1091 amino acids)
Biological process (GO): nucleoside metabolic process
Molecular function (GO): protein binding; catalytic activity; ADP binding
Source: RefSeq, a predicted model, not a curated record
UUCCCAUUUUCUUUCUCUUUUUUUGUCUGCUGCCGGAUGAACUCACCCCGCAAAGGAUACUAACUUCACAAAAACUCUUCUAAAACAUUAUCCGCAGGCUCUAAAUAUGGUUCAGAAUGAUGCGCCUGAGCCACUCCGACUACACAAUCGCCUGGAUCUGUGCGCUCCCACUGGAGAUGGCCGUGGCCAAGGCGAUGCUGGAUGAGAUCCAUCCAGCCUUGCCCACGCGGCCCAGCGACCAAAACACCUACGUGCUAGGGACGAUCCGAUCGCACCAUGUUGUAGUUUCCUGCUUGCCGUCCGGUGUCUAUGGAACAACAUCAGCAGCGACCGUGGCUGCGCAGCUACUGUCAACGUUUCCCGCGAUCCAGUUCGGGCUCAUGGUUGGCAUCGGCGGCGGGGCGCCAACAACAGCAAACGAUAUCCGGCUGGGUGAUGUCGUCGUCAGCACGCCGCAGGGUACGCUGGGGGGUGUCGUGCAGUAUGACUUUGGUAAGACCGUCCAGGAGGGCGUGUUCCAACGAACAGGCGCAUUGAACCGCCCGCCACAGAUCCUCCUGACGGCCGUUUCGAAGCUGAGGGCGGACUAUCUCGUACAAGCGAGCCAGGUUCCGUAUCUGCUUGCUGAGAUGCUGGUGCGCUAUCCCCAUAUGCAGAGCGGGUUUUCAUCGCCAGGGCCCGAGAAUGAUGUCCUUUUUGAUGCCACCUACGAUCAUCCGGACCCUGACAGAUCGUGCCAUGCAUGCGACGCCAGCCGUGUAGUGUCUCGGCCCUCGCGAACAGGACUUGGCCCAGUGAUCCAUUACGGGGUUAUUGCGUCUGGAAACCAAGUGAUGAAGCACGGAGCCACCCGCGACCAACUGGCGAAGGAGCUCGGCGUCUUGUGUUUCGAGAUGGAGGCAGCGGGCCUCACGGACAGCCUACCGUGCCUGGUAAUCCGAGGGAUAUGUGACUACUCGGACUCACACAAGAACAAGGACUGGCAGGGGUACGCUGCGGCAGCUGCAGCAGCCUGGACAAAGGCAUUACUUGCAGUCAUUCAUCCCAGCCAGGUCACGGCGCCUCUGGGCCGCGCGCCCCGCCAGCAUACCUGGAUGAUCCCGUUUGAGCGAAAUCAAGACUUUGUUGGGCGGGCAACACACCUGGGGCAGCUCAUGCUGAGUAUCCAUCCAAACACAGACCCAGAGUGCUGCCAGAAGACUGCCAUAGUUGGGCUUGGGGGGGUGGGAAAGACGCAAAUCGCCCUCGAGGCUGCCUAUCGCCUGCACGAUCUUGAUCCGGAGUGUUCCAUCUACUGGGUGCCGGCGAUUGAUUCCACCAGUUUUGAACAGGCCUACCGUGCUAUUGCUCGGGACCUUCGCAUCGGCGGAAAGGCAGAUGACAAGGAAGACAUUAAACCGCUGGUGAAAACGGCCCUCAACCAGGACACCAGCCAUCGCUGGCUCAUGGUCGUGGACAGCGCCGACGAUCCAGAACUGAUGUUUAGUCGCGGCGCGACUGGCAAGAAUGAGGUCGCAGAGCCUCUUGCUUCGUAUCUGCCAUUCGGAAAGAAAGGCUCAAUUCUGUUCACGACGCGGAAUGAGAUUGUCGCAAGGAGAGCAGCAAAGAGAAACCUGGUCAAGGUAGAGCCGAUGGAUGCCACUGAAGCCCAGAGCUUGCUGGAGGCCAAACUGGACGCCUCAUUGAUGGUUGACGCGAGCAGCACAUUACGCUUGCUGGACCUUCUCACCAACCUGCCCCUUGCCAUAUUGCAAGCCGCGGCCUACAUGAAUGAAACGGGCAAAACGGUCUCGGAAUACCUGGAGAUCUACGAGUCGGACGAUAUGGAGAUGAUCUAUCUGUUGAGCCGGGAGUUCGAAGACUGGGGCCGUUAUGACACAGCCCAUAAUCCCAUUGCCACGACUUGGUUGAUUUCAUUCCUCCAAAUCUCCAAACGUAACAGCCUGGCUGCCGACUACCUUUGCCUCAUGUCAUUCCUCGCCGAGCAGGACAUCCCAGGCUCGUUAUUGCCCCGGGAUGGGAGGGCCAGGAUGGCAGACGCGGCCGCGACUCUCAAAGCAUAUGCAUUCAUUACCGAACGGAAGCAGUCAGAUUCCUAUGAUAUCCACCGCCUGGUACAGGUGUCAGUGCGGUAUUGGCUGAAAGAAAGAGACGAAUGGGGGGUAUGGGCGACCAAGGCAGUGCAGCACCUUGCUACGAUCUUCCCUGAUCCCGACCAUGAGAAUCAAGACAUAUGGUCUAGAUACCUUCCGCACGCUCAGCACGUUCUUGACUUUAGGAAGGACGCCAGUGAUGCCGCGAUGGAGUGCACGUUGCUGUCCAAGGUCGGGUUCGCGUCUCAAUUUCAGGGGAAAUACAAGCAGGCGACAAGCCUGCACUGCACCGCACUGGACCUGAGAAGAGCAACCCUUGGAGAGAGGCACCCGUUGACCAUGAGCAGUAUGAGCGACGCCGCGGCAACAAUGCGCAGCGAGGGUAAAUACCGACAGGCGGAAGAACUGCAUCGAGAGACCCUUGAGUUGCGCAACCAGGUACUCGGGGAGAAGCACCCGGAUACACUGACCAGUAUGAAUCACCUCGCCAUCGUACUUGACGACCAGGGAAAAUAUCAAGAGUCAGAGCAGAUCCACCGACAAACAGUUGAGUUGAUGCAACAGGUGCUCGGCAGGGAGCAUCCAGAGACAUUGGCGAGCAUGAACUGCCUCGCUAGUGUAGUCUACAGCCAGGGACGCUACAAAGAGGCCGAGAAGGGAUACCGGGAGACACUCAGGCUGCGGGACAAGGUCCUUGGAAAAGAGCAUCCUGACCGGCUGCGGACGAUGAACAACCUUGGCCUCGUGUUAGAUGACCAAGCAGAGUACGAAGAAGCGGAAGAGAUCCACCGACAGAACCUGCAGAUUAUAUCGAAAGUACUGGGCAAGACUAACCCCAUGACGCUCGGAAGCAUGAACAACCUGGCCCGGGUACUCAACCGGCAAGGCAAAUAUGCAGAGGCAGAGCAGAUGCAUCGCGAAGCCAUCACCCUCAAGGAAGAAGUGUUUGGCAACGAAAAUCCGUCCACGCUGAGAAGUAGAAGCAACCUGGCCGUUGUGCUGUUCAGGCAGGGGAAAUAUACAGAAGCUGCGGACUUGCAUUCGGAAACUUUAGGGCUGCGGCGGGAGGUCCUUGGAAACGAGCAUCCGGAGACACUUGUCAGUAUGAAUGGUCUUGCCGAUGUAUUCCUUCGCCAGGGGAGGUAUCAUGAGGCAGAACAGCUCUAUCGACAGACUGUUGAGAUUCGUGAACGUGUUCUUGGGAAGCAACACCCACUCACCCUUGAAAGUGUGGAUAACCUUGUCGCUGCCCUAGAGAGCCAGAAGCACGAAGAGGCGGAGCAACCUCAGCCAGCCUGAGGGUAAAGUAUAAAUACCUAUAAAUGCUGCGAACAAGCGGUACUGAGUACUGAGAGCAAGAAAUCGCCUUCGCCGUGUCGAGCCCUAAAACGCUGGGCACGUAACACGUUGAUGGUACCUUGCAGGCUCUUUCGCUUAAUACCGCUUCAAAGAUAUGAACAUAGCCAGACCAUCGGCACAGGCCGCCUUCCAACCGGACUCCAGCCGUACAAUAGGCCAGAGAAUUUCAGUCCGUUUGUCAGCUUUCCAAGUCGUGCAAUGGGGCGAGCAGGGUUGCAGC